AUGAGCGGCCGACGCCGCGACAACUCCAUUUCGGAUCUGGCAUCAAACAUGGAUGUAGAUAUGGAUCAUGUGGAGAUCCCCGUCAUCGAAACUGACGAGUCCAUCUUUAUUAGCAUGGCUGUUGGCGAGAUGGCAUAUUCAUUUGAGCAGAUGAGAUACGGAGCUCGAGGGCACCAUCUCAGACAGCUGGUCCAUGAUCUUGCUGAGGAUAGCCAUAACCCAUUUAUCAUCGUCGCCUUGAUGAUACUGAAGUGGGAGUUUUCCAACGAAGCCGAUGACGACUGGGGACUGAACGAAAGCCGCGGGGCGGCAUGCGAGUUUGUCGCCUGGCAAUUUUUAUGUCACCUGAACCAACGUGAAACGAUCGAGUUCCUUCUGGAGGAGCUCCCGAUCCCGCGGCGCAACUCCACGCAUCUUGUUGAAAUGGAAACAGGCAACUGUGGGGUUGCAUCAGGCCUAGAAACGGAGUUCACUCCUCUAUUAUCGGCCGAUUCUACUCAUUUUCACCAUUUAGGACCAGAACACCACAAUCGCCAAGCUUACCUGGGCAGCCAGAAUGCAUACCCGGCUGAUUAUGAGACUUCGAAAUACUCGAGGUUUUUUGGGCUGAAUGCAUUGGAAAUCGCAGCCGUCGCCCGGGCAAAGAGAUUUCUCAGUCAACGGGUUGUUCAGCGUGUGGUCAACGAUAUCUGGAAUGGGGAAAUCGUGUUCUGGGACUCGCUCACAGUUCAUUCAAUCAAAAAGCCACGGAUAUUCAAUCGGAAAACGGCAGAUCUCUAUUCACGGCUGAGAGUUCCAGUUUAUCGGAAGAUGUUCGAAGCGGCCUUUUUCCUUUCAUUCUUACUGUUAUACUAUUCGGUCCUUGUCGAAAGAAAACAGAAUGGACUCGGGCUCUUCGAAAUUUUUAUGGAUAUUUGGAUUGUGGCGUUCGCUUACGACGAACUGAGUGGGCUCAUCGAUGCCGGAGUACUUUUCUACCAGAUGGACUUCUGGAGCCUCUGGAACCUGGGCAUAAUCGGUGUGGGACUUGCGUUCAUCAUCACAAGGGCUGUUGGGUUAGCCAGGGGUGAUGAUUACAUACUCGAUUUUUCAUUCGAUAUUCUCUCCCUGGAAGCACUAUUUCUAGUCCCAAGGAUCUGUGCCCUCGUGAGCUUGAAUUCAUAUUUCGGCAGUCUGAUACCUGUGCUGAAAGAGAUGACGAAAUCCUUUUUCCGAUUUUUGCCGGUUGUGAUUGUCUUGUAUAUUGGGUUCCUCACCACGUUCACCAUGCUGGCCCGUGACCGCCUCUCGCUCAAGGAAAUGUCGUGGAUGUUAGUGAAGGUGUUCUUUGGAUCUGGCUCCCUUGGCCUGGACAGCGCGUCAGAAAUAUCGCCGAUCUUCGGCUAUGGCUUGAUGAUGGUUUUUGUCGCAAUGACCAAUAUUUUGCUCCUCUCUUCACUCAUUAGUUUGAUGAGUAUGAGCCUUGAAGGGGUCAUGCGGCACGCUCGUGAGGAAUACCUUUUCCAAUUGUCUAUCUAUGUCUUGGAGAGCAGCAAUUCGCGGCGCCUGACAUAUUUCAUGCCACCCCUGAAUCUGAUUCCGCUUCUUUGCAUCCGCCCUAUGCGACUCUUCCUGUCCGCGGAGGCUGUUCGCCGAGUGCGGAUCGUCUUACUUCGGGCAACGCAUCUGCCCUUUGCCGUGCUGAUCUGGGGCUACGAGUCAAGCCGACGGCAUCUCCAUCGACCAACCACUCGCCUACCUCCGGUCUCCACGGCUCGACCUCAUGGUACUUCUAGCGGCGUACCGAGUGUCUCCAGAUGCCAGGACCCACUGCGCUCCUCCAUAGCCGAAACAUAUCGUAUCGGUCCUGGGCAUCAACGAACCACUGUGGACCAGUAUCACUCGCGCGAAUCAAGUCUGGCGCCGGCCGAAAAGACGCAGCUCGCGGAGAUUCUUAACGCCGUGGAACAACUUCGAGUGCAGGUGGAGCGCGUAACGACCGGGAUUUCGGCGCAGUGA
This is a messenger RNA of Penicillium canariense, 1998 nucleotides long. RefSeq lists its product as uncharacterized. The record is from RefSeq and is a predicted model, not a curated record. The transcript has 16 exons. The coding region runs from base 1 to 1998 and encodes 665 amino acids. NCBI's taxonomy places the organism in Eukaryota, Fungi, Ascomycota, Eurotiomycetes, Eurotiales, Aspergillaceae.